This is a messenger RNA of Phasianus colchicus (ring-necked pheasant), 3365 nucleotides long. RefSeq names its product heparan sulfate glucosamine 3-O-sulfotransferase 1-like. Lineage: Eukaryota; Metazoa; Chordata; Aves; Galliformes; Phasianidae. The record is from RefSeq and is a predicted model, not a curated record. Gene Ontology annotation, molecular function: [heparan sulfate]-glucosamine 3-sulfotransferase activity.
ACAGAGGGAUGUCAGUAUGUUUCUUGUAGAUCUUUGCUUAACAGCUAUCCUAAAAACCUUAAAAUCAAAGCUGUUGCUGAUUUAUUCCUGCUGUGAACGAACUCCAGGUCCAGUGUGCCCCAAGUUUAAACAAAUCCAUGUGAAGGAACUCAAAAAGCCCCGUGCUCAGCCUGGUGCUGGGCAACCAGGAGAGGAGUCAGAGGUGCUGCAGGGCUGGAGCAGCAGGGGGUUGCAUGCAGAGGGUUGCUUCUAGCAACAGGCCGGCCGCUUGUUUGCCCCGCGCCGGGGGGGGUAUUGGGCUACUUGUAGCCCACUCCUGAUGAAGUGACGGCGGCCUUGCGGAGGUUAAGUGGCCUUUCUGCCCUCACUGUUCUUGCGUUGCCCGUCUCUCCUUGGCAGCGGGCAGCUCGGGGAUGUCGCGGCCGCCCUCCACUCCGGGGCGUCUGCCUGGCUGCGGGCACACCGAGCCCGUCACCGCUGCUGUACCCCCGCGAGGUGAGGGAUCUCCCCGGGAAGCUGUGGCGCGCAGCCUGCAACCCGACUCGCAGCGCGGAGUCGCCGCUGUGCGCGAGCUGAGGCACGCGAGCCGCGGCCGCUAAACGCCGACGGUGCUCCGAGCGGGCGGCUCCUGAAUGCGGCGGGGCACCGGCAGUUCCCUCCGGGCAGCGGGGGCUGAACUCCGGGCGAAAGGAGCCGCGCGCUCCCACCCCCUCUCAGCCCCGCUCCGCUCGGCGUGCCUCCUCCUCUGGUCACCGGACUGAUGAAUUAAUCAUGAUGUGGCUGCUGUUAAUGCAUUUAUGCGGAGCGGGCUGUGCCGCCGGAUCGCGGCGUAGCGAGGUGAGGGAGUGAGGAGAGCUCUGCCAGCCGUGCGGAGCCGAGACAGCGGCCGCAGCGCUCUCCAUGGCUCCGGAGGAGAUGCUUCAGAAAAUUGCUGUUUGUUUACUGCUGGUUCUGCCAAACAACUCAAGAAGGGACCGAUCUAUUCUUUCAUUAAUCAAACGCAAUAUUAUCUUGAACUAAUUAUUCUUCUCCACAUGGCCUUUCUUCUGGUGUCAGCUUAUUUUCUGCUGACUCAUACUCAGGGUGCUCCUGCAGAGAAUGGGGCACUGUUGGAAACACUGAAGUCACAGGUAGGAUUAUUCAGCAAUAAAAGUGAACACUAUUCAGCACAGGUGAGACCUCCUGGCACCAGCCGACGAAUACCUCAGACAAUUAUCAUUGGAGUUCGUAAAGGAGGGACAAGGGCUUUGCUGGAAAUGUUGGAUAUUCAUCCUAAUAUUGUUGUAGCAGCUACGGAAGUCCACUUCUUUGACUGGGAUGAAAAUUAUGUGAAAGGAAUAGACUGGUAUAGGAGUUUGAUGCCAUUUUCUUAUGGAAAUCAAAUUACUAUUGAGAAAACACCAGGCUAUUUUACAUCACCACAGGCUCCAGAAAGAAUUCAUGACAUGAAUAGCUCCAUUAAGCUGUUGCUCAUUCUGAGAGAUCCCACUGAGAGAGUUAUAUCUGACUAUACCCAAGUAUAUUACAACAGAGUAGAAAGCCACAAGCCUGUUCAGCUUUUUGAAGAUAUUGUUAUUAAGAAUGGAGCACUUAAUACCAAAUACAAAGCUAUUCAGAGAAGUUUAUAUGAUGUUCACAUGGAAAAGUGGCUUAAACAUUUCAGUUUGGAUCAGAUUCAUAUAGUGGAUGGCAAUACUUUAAUCAAGGAUCCUCUUCCUGAAUUACAAAAAGUUGAGAGAUUUCUGAAUCUUCCUUCCCGAAUUAUGUCUUCUAAUUUUUAUUUUAACCAAACUAAGGGAUUCUAUUGCAUUCGAAGUGAUGGAAGAGAGAGAUGUUUACAUGAAUCCAAAGGGCGACCCCAUCCUCUUGUUAACAACACAGUUUUAGAACAACUUUAUUCUUACUUCAGAGAGCACAAUGCAAAAUUUUACAGAAUGGUUAAUCAUUCUUUCGACUGGCAUUAAUGCAUUUGCAAUCAAUGCUUCUUUAAAAGGGCCUGAAAUGAACUCUUUCAAGCAUAUCUUUGGUAACAUGUAACAUUCGUAUUAUGAGAACUUAACAUACUGGCUAUAUAGAAGCAGUGAUGUGUUUGCUUCACUGGAACAAGACAUCCAUCAAUUCAUUAAAAUGUUGGGAAAAAUGUUUCAUGUAUUUGUAUGGUUACUCUGGAUCAUAUUCUAAUCUUCUUUUUCUCAUCAUGCAAAUCAUUCCCAUCAGAAUUUCAAUGAACUUAAUUCACAUAUGAUGUUUUAGAAAAAUGACUGCUUUUAACAAUGUAAAAAUGUACAUAUUUGAAACUGUAUUAUUCUAACUGUUCUGUAUUUUUUUUUUGUUCUUGGUACUUUUUAUAUCAAGUAUGAGGAUAGUGACAUUGAUUUCUAGAAUUUUUCAUACAAUAGGCUAAAUUAUAUGUUAAACAGGGGCAUAAAUAGUGGUUCCAGUAAAUAAUUCAUCCUAUGCUAAUAUGUUAAAACUUUCAUACAAUUAAUAAUAAUGGGAAUCUAUUUCACUUUUGAUUUUGAAUAGGUGAACUAGAAGAUCCUUGUCUGGAUAUCAUUAAUAUUAAAUCAGUCUUACUAUCUUGGGUCUGAAAAAAAUUCAUCUCCAAAUAAUAAAGUAAUAGUAUGAACUGUCUGAAGAAGUUUAGGAAGUGAGAGAUCUGAAUGUAAAGAAGUUAAAACAUCCCAGGCAACCUUGAUUUACACCAUUAUUCUGUAUAGUUAAAUGCAAAAAAAAUUGUUAAUAUCAGCACCUGUACAAAUGUUUGAUUAUAUAAAUUAUUUUACUUUGCAUUUGUAUGAAAAAGAUAACUCCUUAUCAGUACUACCACAUUAAUUAUAUUUGUAUUCUGUGACUAAGUUAUUCUAUUUCUCUCCCAGCUUUACUUUAAGUAUCUCCAUUGGAACAGUGAUUCUUUUGAAUAAGAAAAACACAUUUCUUUGCCUGCCCUUCAAAGCAUGGAGUAUUCUUUGUAAUUUCUAAUGCAGGUCAUGGGAAGUGCUCAGACUUAAAAGUAACACCUUUUUAUAUUUGUAUAUCUCAAAUAUACUAUGGAUAACAUACUCAGAUUAUGUAUAAAAGUGACAUCCUGCACAAGGAACUUUUCUUUUUGAUAUCUUUUGCCUGACAAUAUUGUCUGCUCUUCUUUUGCAUAUAUCAGUACCAAAGAAGAAAGUCAACUUGAAAUGUUAAAUGUUAAAUGCUGAAUAGAACUAUACAAAUGCAAGCACAUGUGCUUGUUUGAAAUUGUACCUUGCAAUCCAAAAUCCUGGUGAGCUGUAAUUGCGUGGGCACACUCUAAGCAUCAGACUCCACCUAAUUCUGUUGAAAGUACUGACUAUCUGUAUUUUUCUGUUUAAACAACU